Messenger RNA from Papaver somniferum (opium poppy), 826 nucleotides. RefSeq names its product 17.1 kDa class II heat shock protein-like. Gene Ontology annotation, biological process: response to salt stress; protein complex oligomerization; protein folding. The coding region runs from base 156 to 632 and encodes 158 amino acids. The transcript has a single exon. Lineage: Eukaryota; Viridiplantae; Streptophyta; Magnoliopsida; Ranunculales; Papaveraceae. The record is from RefSeq and is a predicted model, not a curated record.
AACAAAACCAUCUAGAAACACCAACAAUAUAUCAUCUGUACAUAAAACCCACCUGCAUUUGAUUGCUAUCCAUCGAAGAUCAAAAUUAUAAAUCAAAAUCUCCACAAGGUACAAUCAAUUCAAUCAAGCACAAUCCUCGUAUUAGAGCAACACAAAUGGCUUUCAGAGUAAUUGGUUUUAAUGAUCCAAUUUUCUCAGGUCUUCAAGACAUGUUGGAUGUAUUUGAUCAUGAAGUUGAAAAAUCAGGGAACACACCGUCUAAGAAGUAUGUAAGAGAUGCUAAGGCAAUGGCAGCAACACCAGCUGAUAUCAAGGAGUAUCCAGAUUCGUAUGUGUUUGUUCUUGAUAUGCCAGGGUUGAAAUCAGAUGAAAUUAAUGUUCAAGUGGAGGAUAACAACGUUCUUGUAGUGACGGGAAUGCGACAAAGGGAAGACGAGAAGGAGAAAGAGGUCAAAUACGUUAGGAUGGAAAGAAGAAUUGGGAAAUUCAUGAGGAAAUUUAUUCUCCCUGAGAAUGCUAAUAUUGAUGCAAUUUAUGCGGUUUGUGUAGAUGGUGUCCUUACCAUUACUGUCCAGAAAUUGCCUCCGCCUGAGCCUAAGAAGCCUAGGACUAUUCAGGUUCAGAUUGGGUAAAAUAAACAUUGGGGUCAUGCUGCACCUACUAGCUUGGGUCUAAACAAGGUGUCUGUCUGAAACGAAUGUUUCUUUUUGUGAAUGUUUAAUCUCAUGUAGGCGUCAAAUGAGACUUUGGUUCUGUGUGUGUCCUGUUCUUUUUGUGGGUCUGAGUUUUAUCUCAAGUAAACAAAUUUGAAAGAUUUUCGAUAUAA